AGAUGGCGGCUGACGUGAGAGCAAGACAGGACAAGUACCAAACAAUAGCAUUUACUUUGCCAAUUUCCUGCCAAAUAUGCUUGGGAAAGGUAAAACAACCAGUUUUAUGUCCAAACAAUCAUGUGUUCUGUAGCGGUUGCAUGGAUGUAUGGCUACAGAGGAAUAAACAGUGUCCUGCCUGUAGAACUCCCAUAAAUCCUGCAAAUCCCGUGAAGAAAAUUGCUGGUGGAGUAAGCCAGGGUUCUGAUGAUAAAGAAAAAAUGAGUAACCCGGAGCUCAGGAAAGCAAGAUUUGAUCUUCUCUUCAAAGAGUAUGAGGAGGAGUUUGAAAGACUUACAGAUGAGGUACAGCUCUUACGAACAGAAAAUGAAGUUUUACAGCAACAGGUCCAGAAAAACCUGGGGACAAAACAACUUGGGCCCAAAGAGGAUCCGAGGCAUCCCGACACCAGUGGAGUCCUGGUCCUUAACAAGAAAUUACAGGACGCUCAGAAACUUUACGAUAAAGUCAAGUCUGAACUCAGUCGUGUCAAACAGGAGAACAACUCACUGAAAGACGAAAACAUCAAUCUAAACAGAGAGAAUCAAAAGCUGCGACAAGAAAUAGGAAACAGAUCUCCUCAUAGGUAUGGCAGGUACACAGUAGCAACUCUGGAAGCUAAAAUCCAAACUCACGAGAAAGAGAUCAACCAGCUGAAUAAGGCUCUGGAGAAGAGUGACAAGCUGAUAGAGGAACUGAAUGCCGAGUUAGACAGCUAUAGGGGUAAACCUAAAACUGACCCGUCCUCCAAGCUGUCCUCCAGUAGACACGGCCUCGAGGACCCGACACUGAGGACCAGCUCCUCUCUGUCCAGUAAGCGGGCGAUGGAUGACUCGUUGUCCUCGUCGUACGGUGUGGAGGUGGAUCUUCCAUCCAAGAGACAACUCUUCUCUGAGGAUGGAGAGUAUCAAUCUAGUCACAAAGAUUACGUCAAUGGUGAGUUUUAUACCUCCUCUGAUGUGCAUGAUUAUAAGGCAUAUGACAAAAAUGGUGCUGGAAAAAACACAAAAAGAGUAACUUUUGAUCUGCCAAGAAAUGAAACGGUGUCAUUUGAUUUGGAGAUGCCAAGUCCAUUAAAAGGAAACCGGAACAAUUCAAGUGGAAGGCCAGCUUCUCCGGUGAAGGGUGUGCUGAAGAAUGGAAAGAAAUCGAGUUUGACCAAUGGAGAUGAAAGCUUGAGUCUUUCAAAACCAGAUUCUUUGGACGAUAGCUACCUUGAUAACAGGAGAGGAAAAUCUACAAGACUAGAAGAUGAAGAUGACUUUUACUUAUCAAAGUAUUCACAGAAUUCUAAAAUAACCAAGGAUGACAAUUACAACUACAAGUAUACAUCUGGAAAGUAUGAUGCAGACACCCUUCCAAGGAAUGAAAGUUUUGACUUGGAUUACCCCAUCAAAUCCAAAAAGAGGGACAGUUAUGACCAGGUUCUGGAUGAUACAGAGAUGAUUCAAUCCGAACUGGAUGAUCUGGAUAUAUCUAUUACUCCAGACUUUACAGACUGCAUGAAACUUUUAAACAGAGCAGAAAAGAAAGUCAGCUUAGGAACACAACCAACUACCUACUCUGCUUCCAGAAAUGAUGAGUUUUUGGAUGAUUACCGAGUGAAAGACACAUACAGGUCUGAUCCACUUUUCUCAGACAAAAAAUCCACAGAUCCUGUCAGGUCCCUUCCUGAAAACAAGUACCCAUCAAAGUAUUAUCCAUCUGAUGACUAUGUCCCAAGAAGCAGUAGUUCUCAAUCAGACAUUCCGUCCAGUAGAUAUUCAGGCAGUGCCUCUGGUUACAGUGACAUUCAAAGAAGCAGUGCUUCAGAAACCGACAUUCCGUCCAACAGAUAUUCUGUCAGCUCCACUUAUGGUGAUAUUGCAAGAAGCAGUGCUUCACAAUCAGACAUUCCAUCCAGCAGAUAUUCUGUUAGUUCUUCUGCCUACAACGACAUUCCAACAUCAUCAAGGGAAUCCUCCAGUUUACCCAUCUCUACCAGUGGGUACUCUGCAGUCACAGGGUCCACAAUUUCCACCUACAAACCCAGUGCCAUAGAUACACUGAAGACAUCAGACUGGGACUCCAAGAGUACAGGGUAUCAGUCAUCAGUCAGUGAUAGGUAUACCAUACCUGGGGAGAAGGACAAAUAUGGCAUAGACCAGUAUUCAUCUUCAAAAGGCGGGCUGUCCCAAAAUGAUCAGUUUGGUGUCAGUGGUGACUUGUCAAGCCGCUAUUCCUCUACUUCUUAUCCGUCCUACAAUUCCAUGGCACAGACAUCAAGCAGACUGAAAAGUUCAGACGACAUCUCUACACCAACCAAGUCGACUUCAUUACGUCCCUUGUCACAGAGUGGUUUUAGUCGCAGCCCAUCUGUUGAUAAUCUAUUUAUGUCAUCAAAGUCUUCAACACAGGCUGGUAAAUUUGCCACAACAGAGGAUAUUCCAACAAAUACUUAUAAAUCCAGGCUUUCUUUGCCAGGUUUUUCCUCCAGCAUAGACAGUGUUGGCAAAUACAGAACCUCAGCAGACAGACAAGGUAUGUCCAGUGUGCCUUCAACUGAUGUGGCUGGAUCCAGUCGGUUUUUAGCCUCUUCUUUGCCACCCAAACCAGUAAGAACCAGAUCACAGUCAGACUUGGGAACAUCUGUUACUGCUCUGAAAUCUGCUUCUUACCAGCGGGCCAAGGGUAAUGCACCACCUGCCACUGACACUCUGGAGUCCUUCACGUCUGAUCACACCCUCAUUUCACAGAAGCCACCAUCCUAUCCUCUGUCCUCAUCCUCUUAUCAAGCAGACAUCGGACUAACAUCUUCCACCUCUAACCCUCCACCUUUCUUAGAGAAUAAUAAAUACACUGGCUCACUUGUUCCCAGGCAAGAUGCACUGGAUGCUGUUUCUACUAAUAAAUUUACUAACUCCACAAGUGUUGUUGGUGAACGGGGUCCUGUCAAGGCUAGUUACUCAUACACUGAUUUUGAUAUUGGAGUUAAUCCCAGAAAUAAGUCUAAUAUAACUGAAUUGCCAUUGUCAAACAGACUUCACACCAGGUCAAAUAGUGUAGAUCUACCCCUGAAUAAUAAAGAUUCAGAAACAUAUACCACCAGUCAGAGGUUCUCUUUAGUAGGAGAUCAGUAUUCCUCUGGUAUUUCAUACAAUAUUGAUAACAGACCUAUGCAUGCCUAUGAGAAAGAUAUAGGUCAUUUUGACCCCAUUGCCACCACCAAUUAUGUAUCAUCAAGCUUACCUAAUUCUGUAUCAUUGACAGGUGGUUCGACCUUGGAUGACCCAGGCAAGGGAAGGUACGCUUCCUCUUCAUACUUGACAUCAUCCCAGACAUCUGUCACCUCAAGCAUUACAUUCUCAUCAUCACACUCCUCCAACACAUCAUCAUCCACCUCAAAUCUCCCCCCAGCCUCCUCAUACCCCUCCUAUCAGGUGUCCAAGUCCCUGGAUCCAAUACGAGAGUCCAGUGCCAAAGGCAACAGCUACCUCUCCAACACAUCCACAACAGGGGACAUCUCCCGCUCCGAGUCAUUCCUGCCUGAACCCAAAAAGAGGCUGUUUGAUUCCACGGAUGAGUUGGAUUUGUCACUGAGCCCUAUAAAAACCACAAGAAAAACUGACAGAUACUGAAGUUGGACGGAAUGUGGUCAUAAAAUGCAGUCAUUGUAUGGUGCUUUGUUUGAAAUGUUAGGCUGUCUGGUAGUUAUGAAAGUUUUUUUUAAUUCUUUUAUUUAUUAAUUUUCUUUUUUUUUUUUUACAUUCUUUUAGAAUUGAGUUGUGGUAGCAUUUAAAAUAACUAUUGUAAGAUUGAAGUUAAUUUCUUUGACAUUUUUAUUCCAACUGGGAUGCUCUUUAUUAUUUUAUUUUUUUAAGAGCUAGUACUAUAUGAAGCGCAUUCAAUUUUACAAUGGGUUGAGGAUAAGUUAGUAACAGUCAUUAUUUUUUA
Molecule: messenger RNA, 3972 nt
Organism: Saccostrea cuccullata (small rock oyster)
Lineage: Eukaryota; Metazoa; Mollusca; Bivalvia; Ostreida; Ostreidae
Product: serine-rich adhesin for platelets-like
Exons: 6
Coding region: 3-3656 (1217 amino acids)
Biological process (GO): regulation of DNA replication; protein monoubiquitination
Molecular function (GO): ubiquitin-protein transferase activity
Source: RefSeq, a predicted model, not a curated record